This is a messenger RNA of Anoplophora glabripennis (Asian longhorned beetle), 1179 nucleotides long. RefSeq names its product transmembrane protein 165. NCBI's taxonomy places the organism in Eukaryota, Metazoa, Arthropoda, Insecta, Coleoptera, Cerambycidae. Gene Ontology annotation, biological process: Golgi calcium ion transport; Golgi calcium ion homeostasis; manganese ion transmembrane transport. Gene Ontology annotation, cellular component: Golgi apparatus. The coding region runs from base 242 to 1102 and encodes 286 amino acids. The record is from RefSeq and is a predicted model, not a curated record. The transcript is spliced from 6 exons. Gene Ontology annotation, molecular function: manganese ion transmembrane transporter activity; calcium ion transmembrane transporter activity.
UGUCAAAAUAUAUCGUAAAAGUGUUGCGUACAGGAAACUUAAACUUCAAUUUCCAAUAUGAGCUAUUAAUAGUAUUAUUAAAGAUUGAUUGUUUAAAUUAGUGUUAUUUUAAUUGUGGAUUAAAUAUAUAAAAACCACUUAAUAAUGACCAAAACGUGCUGAUAUAUUAAUCACCGGUUUAUUAAAUAUUUUGUAUAAUAAUAUUUGUAAGUGAAAGUAUUAACAAAAAUAGUCAACAAUAAUGAAAAGCAAGUGGAGUACCUUUUUAAAUUUAGUUUUAAAAUGCAGCAUUGUGCUUCUAACAUAUUUUACACUAACAGCAGCAGAAGUAGAACCGAAAGAAGUCGAAGAAGUCAAACCUACUGUUGCAAAUCCUGGGUCUACUGGACUCCCAGCCAAAUUGGAAAAUGUGGGUUUCCUCCAUGCUUUUGUGGCCAGUAUUAGUGUCAUACUUGUCUCCGAAAUUGGAGACAAAACCUUUUUCAUAGCUGCUAUUAUGGCUAUGAGGCAUCCCCGGCUUACAGUGUUCUUAGGAGCGAUAUCGGCUUUGGUGCUGAUGACUGUUUUAUCAGCGCUAUUUGGAUGGCUCGUAAAUGUGAUACCAAGGGCGUACACAUACUAUAUUAGUACUGCGUUGUUUGCUCUUUUCGGCUUGAAAAUGUUAAAGGAAGGUUGCCAGAUGUCUCCUAAUGAGGGUCAAGAGGAACUGGAAGAAGUCCAGAUGGAGUUGAGGCAGCGAGAUGAAGAGAGGGAUAGAGAACGCAAUCCGGACGUGGAAACUGGCAGUAACAGUAGUAGCGCCAAGAAGAAGUCAGCGUGGUACGAAGUGUUCAGGAUAGUUUUGCAAGCGUUCACCCUAACCUUUUUAGCGGAAUGGGGUGAUAGGUCACAGCUAACGACGAUUAUUUUGGGAGCACGUGAGAAUGUUUAUGGGGUGAUAGUAGGAGGCAUUUUGGGGCACUCCAUAUGCACUGGUGUUGCAGUAUUAGGUGGUAGAAUGAUAGCCCAGAAGAUAUCAGUAAGGACAGUUACUAUUAUUGGUGGAGUAGUAUUCUUAGUCUUUGCAGUUUCGGCUUUAUUCUUCGAUCCAAACGCCGAAUAAGUAAAUUAGUUUUUUUUUUAUGUAAAUUAUCGAUAUUAUUUUGUUAUCGACAUUAUGGAAAAUUAUUUUAGUGUACU